Indicator indicator is the source of this 2691-nucleotide messenger RNA. It is a transcript of the gene DLGAP1, whose product is annotated as DLG associated protein 1. The transcript has 10 exons. Gene Ontology annotation, cellular component: postsynaptic specialization; glutamatergic synapse. NCBI's taxonomy places the organism in Eukaryota, Metazoa, Chordata, Aves, Piciformes, Indicatoridae. Gene Ontology annotation, molecular function: molecular adaptor activity. Bases 1 to 2691 code for a protein of 896 amino acids. Gene Ontology annotation, biological process: signaling. The record is from RefSeq and is a predicted model, not a curated record.
AUGAAGGCCUUUCCCCGCGCCCUGCCCAUCCCCCGGCCGUCCCCGUUCAAUGACUUGGGAGCCUGCUCGCCCCCCAGCAUGAAGGGCUUGUCGGGCAGCCGCAGCCACCACCACCACCACCACCACCACCCCCACCAGGGGGUCGGCUGCGAGGCGUCCUGCGACAGCCUGCCCCACCCCCCCGACAGGAAGCCAUAUCUGCUGAACCCCCUGGACCCCCACCCCGCCGACCACCCCUACUACACUCAGAGGAACUCCUUCCAGGCGGAGUGUGUGGUGCCCUACAACGAGCAGAUGGCCAGCAGCACCUUCCCCCGGAGGCACUACAGCUCCCACCACGAACUCAAGGACGAGUGCGCCCUGGUCCCCCAUGCCGCCGCCACUGCCGCCAAGGCCAACCGCAUCCCUGCCAACCUCCUGGACCAGUUCGAGAGGCAGCUGCCCCUCAACCGGGACGGCUACCACACCCUGCAGUACAAGAGGACCGCCCUGGAGCAGCGCGGCGACAGCCCGGGCAGGAUCCGGCACCUGGUCCACUCUGUCCAGAAGCUCUUCACCAAGUCCCACUCCCUGGAGGGGCCCUCCAAGGGCAGCGUCAACGGUGGCAAGGGCAGCCCCGAGGAGCCGCAGGGCCUGCGCCACGGCAAGCGCAGCAAGAGCAAGGAGAGGAGGGCGGAGGGCAAGCCCAGGGCCAACGCCUCGGGCUGGUGGAGCUCGGACGACAACCUGGACAACGAGGUUUGCCUCUACCAUGGUCCCAGCCACGGGGUGAUGACUGUGGGGAGGUGCCCCGACCGCUCCUCCUCCCAGUACUUUCUGGAAGCCUACAACACCAUCAGCGAGCAGACUGUGAAGUCCUCCCGAAGCAAUAACGAUGUCAAGUGCUCCACCUGUGCCAACCUGCCUGCCAGCCUCGACUCCCAGCUGAUGAAGAAGAGCUCCUGGUCCUCCACGCUGACAGUGAGCAGAGCCCGGGAGGUGUACCAGAAGGCCUCUGUGAACAUGGAGCAGGCGCUGGUGAAGGCAGAGACGGAGCGCUCCUGUCAGUACCUCCAGGUGCCCCAGGAUGAGUGGUCUGGGUACAGCCCCCGGGGGAAGGAGGAGGAGAUCCCCUGCCGCAGGAUGCGCAGCGGCAGCUACAUCAAAGCCAUGGGGGACGACGACAGCGGCGACUCAGACACCAGCCCCAAGCCCUCUCCGAAGGUUGCUGCCCGCAGGGAGAGCUAUCUCAAGGCCACCCAACCAUCCCUGACAGAGCUCACCACCCUCAACUGUAAUCCUCUGGCUCCUGCUAAGCCUCCAAAGCACAAAUGCUCCUCAAAGCUUCUCCAGAUUACUCAGAUCCACUUCCUGUCAUCCUGUAUCACCACCUACAAGAAGACCCCACCCCCGGUGCCCCCCCGGACCACCACCAAACCUUUCAUCUCCAUCACCGCCCAGAGCAGCACAGAGUCUGCCCAGGAUGCCUACAUGGAUGGGCACGGGCAGAGGGGGGACAUCAUCAGCCAGUCUGGGCUCAGCAACUCCACGGAGAGCCUGGACAGCAUGAAGGCCCUGACGGCUGCCAUCGAGGCUGCCAAUGCCCAGAUCCAUGGCCCUGCCAGCCAGCACCUGGGCAGCAACACUGCCACCGUCACCACCACCGCCACCAUCGCCACCGUGGCCGUGGAGGACAGGAAGAAAGAUCUCUUCAAGAAGAACAGAUGCUUGUCCAUUGGCAUACAGGUCGAUGGUGCUGAAGAAAGCCCCAAAUCAGGUGAAAACAAGGCAAGCAGUAAGUUCCAGUCCAUAGGAGUCCAAGUAGAGGAGGAGAAGUGCUUCCGCAGGUUCACGCGGUCCAACAGCGUCACCGCCGCCGUGCAGGCAGACCUGGACUACCACGAGAACUUUGAGAUCAUCGACCCUCAGGAGGACAAUUCCUGCCCUGGCCCAGCCUCCAGGCAGUUCUCCCGAGACGCCAGCACCUCCACCGUCAGCAUACAAGGGUCAGGGAACCACUACCACGCCUGUGCCGUGGACGAUGACUUUGAGACAGAUUUUGACCCCUCGAUUUUGCCUCCUCCUGACCCCUGGAUCGACUCCAUCACCGAAGACCCUCUGGAAGCUGUGCAGAGGUCAGUGUGCCCCCGAGAUGGCCACUGGUUCCUGAAGCUGCUGCAGGCAGAGAGGGAUCGGAUGGAGGGCUGGUGCCAGCAGAUGGAGAGAGAAGAGCAGGAGAACAACCUGCCCGAGGACAUUCUAGGGAAAAUCCGAACUGCGGUGGGCAGUGCCCAGCUCCUCAUGGCCCAGAAAUUUUACCAGUUCAGAGAACUUUGCGAAGAAAACCUGAACCCCAACGCGCACCCGCGGCCGACCUCCCAGGACUUAGCAGGGUUUUGGGAUAUGCUGCAGCUGUCCAUAGAGAACAUUAGUAUGAAAUUUGAUGAACUCCAUCAGUUAAAGGCCAAUAAUUGGAAACAGAUGGAUCCUCAUGACAAGAAGGAGAGAAGGGUCCCUCCUCCAGUGCCAAAGAAGCCAUCGAAAGGUCAGGUGCCACUGAUCCGGGAACGCUCCCUGGAGAGCUCGCAGCGCCAGGAGGCUCGGAAGCGCCUGGUGGCCGCCAAGCGCGCGGCCUCUGUCCGCCAGAACUCCGCCACCGAGAGCGCCGAGAGCAUCGAGAUCUACAUCCCCGAGGCCCAGACCAGGCUAUGA